AUGUAUACGAUCACCCAAAAUGUUCAUGACUGCCUUGCGGCAUUCGCAAGCUGUAUUCCCCCAUCCGUUCUCAAACCGAAACCAGGGAGUCAUGUGAUCGAUGCAUGUGCUGCACCUGGACUGAAAACGCUUCAUCUUGCCGAGAUCAUGAAAGGCAAAGGGAAAUUGACGGCAAUUGAAAUGGAUUCAAACCGAUGUGAUGUGCUGCGUGACUAUGCCAGUGAAGGCGGAGGGAAAAUAAUCAAUGUUUUGAAUAUGGAUUUUCUGGAACUGAACCCGGAUCGAUUCGUAGACGUGGAGUUCAUUUUGGUAGAUCCGAGCUGCUCUGGUUCAGGUAUAGUUAGACGAGAAGAUAAGCUCUUGGGAGAAGCUGUGUGUCCCAAACGAUUAGCGAAACUCUCUGGCUUCCAAGUCAAGAUUCUCUGCCAUGCUCUGAGUUUUCCAAAUGUGAUUCGGGUUGUUUACUCCACUUGUUCGAUCAUGUCCGAAGAGAAUGAAAACGUCGUACGAGACGUUCUUCAGAAGCCGGGGAUACAAGAAAAAUUCCGACUGAAAGAUUUUGGCCGGAAACCAGGCGAAGAAUCCGAUUGGCAGUGGGAUUCAGUUAACGAAGACAUUCGUCAGUGCAAAAAGACCACUCCAGCAAGAGAUCUUUGUAAUGGAUUUUUUAUUGCCGUCUUCCAGAGGCGUUCGAAAGUUGGCAAGGAUGAAUAAAUGACGGAACCUUGA
This is a messenger RNA of Notodromas monacha, 729 nucleotides long. Lineage: Eukaryota; Metazoa; Arthropoda; Ostracoda; Podocopida; Cyprididae. The record is from the annotation of a GenBank genome assembly.